UUCAGCGACAAACAUUGUUAAUAAUUGUUAAUAAUAAUGUCUAAUGCAAUUGUUUUUAGUCUUAGUACCACUAUUUUGAUUCUUUCGUCACUGGGUAAUGCUUCGCCAAUACGUUUCCAGAAACAAUGUUUCCUCCGUGACUCCGCUUGUCUGAGAGAACAAUCUCGAUUAAUAUUAAAAUCGUUCGUGGAAGGCGAUGCAGAACUUGGAAUAGAAAAAUUAGACAAAAUGUCGAUAGGUUCCGUGGAAAUAAAUGAUAAUGGUUUAAUAUUCAAUGAAAAUAACAUUGUGGUGGAAGGAACAAAUUCUAGUAUUAACAGUGUCAGUGUUGAUUUGAUUUACAAAGCUUUGGGAAUAUCUUUCAAUACAUCUUUAAUAAUUACCGGUGAUUACACGUCAAGUGGAAUGCUAUAUGGAUUACCUGUUUCCGGAAAUGGCAGAACAAUAGCAAAAAUGAAUAACGUGAUUAUAGACUUACUGUGUUUUUAUGAAAUUGUUAAAAACAAAGACGGAUAUGACGUCAUGAAUUUAAAGCAUUAUGAUUAUGAUUUUAACGUCAUCGGAGGAGCAAGUUAUUUCUUUGAAAAUGCUUUUAACGACGAUGAGGAAAAAAGUAAUCAGAUUCAUUCAAUAAUCAAUAGCCAUUGGAGGAUAAAAAUUUAUAAAUACGGAGACCACUUCAUUUCGAAAAUUGUUGCGAAAAUAUUCACUGGGAUCAAAAAUUACUUGGCUUCUCAAAAUUUAAAGAACAUAGCCAUAUACUAACUUUAUGUUUGUUUCUUCUACCUAUAAGUAACAGAAAUAACUCGAAUUUGGGCUGCAAGUGUAAUAAAAGAAAAUAGAAAA
This is a messenger RNA of Bicyclus anynana (squinting bush brown), 846 nucleotides long. RefSeq lists its product as uncharacterized. The transcript has 5 exons. The record is from RefSeq and is a predicted model, not a curated record. Bases 37 to 765 code for a protein of 242 amino acids. NCBI's taxonomy places the organism in Eukaryota, Metazoa, Arthropoda, Insecta, Lepidoptera, Nymphalidae.